This is a messenger RNA of Phragmites australis (common reed), 1252 nucleotides long. RefSeq names its product phenylcoumaran benzylic ether reductase Pyrc5-like. Gene Ontology annotation, molecular function: oxidoreductase activity. NCBI's taxonomy places the organism in Eukaryota, Viridiplantae, Streptophyta, Magnoliopsida, Poales, Poaceae. The coding region runs from base 166 to 1110 and encodes 314 amino acids. The transcript has 5 exons. The record is from RefSeq and is a predicted model, not a curated record.
CUCGUUGCAGUGCUCGCUUCUUGAGGAAGUCCUUGUGGAGAGUGACGCACCAAAAGACACGCGAAGAGUCUAGAUUCACCGCACCCACGCACCAACACGCGCAAAGCUCUGAGGUUCUCCGCUUAUUGAAUUCGCCUCUCGCGAUCUUACACUUCUACCUCGUUCAUGGCGUCGGCGGCGGGGGAGAAGGAGCGGAGCCGGGUACUGGUCAUCGGCGGGACGGGCUAUAUCGGCCGGUUCAUCGUGAGCGCCAGCGCCCGCGAGGGCCACCCCACCGCCGUCCUCGUCCGCGACCCCGCGCCCGCCGACCCCGCCAAAGCCGCCGUCCUCCAGGGGUUCCGGGACGCCGGAGUCACCCUCGUCAAGGGGGAUCUGUAUAACCAUGAGAGCUUGCUGGCCGCCAUCAAAUCCGUGGAUGUUGUGAUCUCGGCAUUGGGUUACGCACAGCUACCAGAUCAAACCCGCAUUAUCUCUGCGAUUAAAGAGGCUGGGAAUAUAAAGAGAUUCUUUCCAUCAGAGUUUGGUAAUGAUGUGGAUCAUGUGAACGCGGUCGAGCCUGCAAAAUCAACGUUUGCUGUCAAAGCUCGUGUAAGGCGUGCCAUUGAGGCUGAGGGGAUCCCCUACACAUAUGUGUCCUCCAACUUCUUUGCUGGUCGUUUCUUGCCAAACCUUGCACAGGCCGGGGUUGCUGGCCUUCCAACUGAUAAGGUUGUCAUCUUAGGUGAUGGAAAUGUGAAAGGAAUCUUUGUGGCGGAGGAGGAUGUUGGCACCUACACGAUUAAAGCAGUUGAUGAUCCAAGAACCCUGAACAAGAUCCUGUAUCUGAGACCACCAAGCAACAUCUUGUCUCACAACGAGCUUGUCUCACUCUGGGAGAAGAAAGUCGGAAGGACAUUUCAGAGGGUGUACAUCCCAGAGGAUGAGGUCCUGAAGAAGAUUCAAGAGUCUCCAGUGCCACUAAAUAUAGUGCUGUCAAUCAGCCAUUCUGUCUGGGUGAAAGGGGAUCACAUGAACUUCGAGAUCGAGCCUUCAUUUGGAGUUGAAGCUACUGAGCUUUACCCUGAUGUCAAGUACAGUACCGUCGAUGAAUACCUAAACAAGUUCCUUUGAACUCCUGGAUUCUAUCAGACUCUUCAGUUAUGGAAUAAAUAUAGGAUGUUAUGUAUCGUAUCCAAAUAAUACAAAUAUUGUUAUAUUUCUGAAGCAGGAUGUGUAUGCUGAAAUGUUGGGAGUUUCCCAUUUUGGAUGUGUA